AUCUGCCGGCCGGCGGAGAAGUCAGUCGCUUCUAGUCCCUCGAGUUUAACGGACAGUUUUCGCGCGAGAGGAAGCCCAAUCCGUUGUAUUGUAUCGCAAAUACAGAGCCGUUGUUACUAACACAUUUGAUCGGGAGGAAAUGCCGUGUGCCGCAGCGAUAUCCAGCUUAUUGCUUCUCGCCGUCGUCCAUUUGACGAUGGCGGCUACCACUAUCGAACAAUUAUUUCCAGAUUCAAAGACGAAUUUAACAACGAUAAAGUGGGCUCAUAGAGUAAAUAGUCAAGAUGAUUUGAAUAAAGCUCUUGAAUCAAGUGACAUAAGAAUGCUUGAAGGAGAUGUAAUCAUCGGCAAAUUAAAUAAUCAAUCAAAUGGAACCGAUACAGUUAUCAUGGGUCAUCCACCUAAUACUACAAGCGACUUGAGUCUCGAGGAGUUUCUUAAAAAAGUGACGCCUGAUAAGAAAAAAGGUAUCAAGCUUGACUUCAAAAGUAUAGAAGCUUAUGAGAUGGGACUGACGCUUAUUCAAAAAUCUGGAAAUCUGACGAUUCCGCUCUGGCUCAAUGCGGACAUCCUCAAGGGGCCCGUGAAUGCUACCGACGAUCCUCUGCCGGUCGACGCCAAGCGCUUCUUCGCCGGCGCAGCCAAGCUCCCGCAAGCGCUCCUAUCGAUCGGCUGGACCACCAGAUUGGAGCCAAGCGUCCAGGAGGGCGGCAGCUACACCGCCGAGCAAAUAAACGAGAUGGUGAAGCACGUCGAGGAGAGCAAGACGAAUCAGUCGGUAACUUAUCCUGUGCGCGCUUGCUACGCCGCUAACGAUGUCAACGUGCUCAAGACCCUCCUGACCAGCACCAAGGCCAACAACCCGACGCUCACCGUCUGGUCGAGCGAGGGCGACAAAGUCGACGCGGCCAAGCUCUCCCAGCUGAUAAAGACCAUCGGCGUGAAUAAGGUGUACGUAGAUGUGCCAGCGAUCCUUUGGAAGCAGCUCGAUCUCUCCAGCUCGGCCUACACGGCUCGGAGCUCACUUCCAUUGCUUCUAGCCUCGGUCGUCGCUUGCAUCUUUACCGUCAAGCUCCUCUGAAUCGCGGUUUAAUCAAUAUCAUAAUAAACGAUAACAUCAAGCGGACUUGUUGAGACGACGGAAAUGGAAGUUGAAAUGAGUGGAAUUACGGGGGAGAAAUAUGUUAUAUAUCUUCAGCGUUCAAGUUGAUGUGGGCAUGGGGAGAUCGGGAUUGC
Ceratosolen solmsi marchali is the source of this 1236-nucleotide messenger RNA. Its product is annotated as protein FAM151B. NCBI's taxonomy places the organism in Eukaryota, Metazoa, Arthropoda, Insecta, Hymenoptera, Agaonidae. Bases 140 to 1081 code for a protein of 313 amino acids. The record is from RefSeq and is a predicted model, not a curated record. The transcript is spliced from 5 exons.